Numida meleagris (helmeted guineafowl) is the source of this 5121-nucleotide messenger RNA. RefSeq names its product protein-O-mannose kinase (gene POMK). Gene Ontology annotation, biological process: protein O-linked glycosylation; carbohydrate phosphorylation; protein phosphorylation. Gene Ontology annotation, molecular function: carbohydrate kinase activity; ATP binding; protein kinase activity. The record is from RefSeq and is a predicted model, not a curated record. The transcript has 2 exons. The coding region runs from base 220 to 1281 and encodes 353 amino acids. Gene Ontology annotation, cellular component: endoplasmic reticulum membrane. NCBI's taxonomy places the organism in Eukaryota, Metazoa, Chordata, Aves, Galliformes, Numididae.
GCGGCGCCGCUCUGGAAGCGCGCUCGGCGCCGCGGCCCCAUUGUGGCGGUCGGGGGCGUCGGGCCGCGCCGGGCUGUGAGAGCGGCCUGUGGCCGCCAGGUACCGCGGGCCGCGCGGCUGAGCAGCACGGUGAGGCGGUUGUGCGGGCUGCCAUGAAACAGCCCCUCAGAGCCCUGCGCUGCGGAAGGGGCUGUCACCCCCGUGUCUUUCACAGGGGAGAUGGAAAAGAAACCGCAUUUCGUGAAAAGAGACUUUCCUCCAAGGGAGGCGCCUUCGCUGCUGCUGGCGCUGCUGCUGGUGGCGGUGCUGCUCCUGAACGCCCUGCUCUACCUGUACCUCGGCAGCCUGCACGGCUCUUCGGGCCGUGCCGACACCGAGCCCAGCGUCUGCCCUUACGGGUCCUUCAGACUAGGGCCGGUGAAAAACUGCUCCCCUUGGCUCUCCUGCGAAGCCAUCAAUAGGGAAGUCAGAAAACUCAAAUGUGUUGGCGAAGGAGCCGUGAAAAAGGUCUUUCUUUCUGAGUGGAAGGAAAACAAAGUGGUCAUUUCACAACUCACCAAACCAGAGCUGAAGGAGGACUUUCUCCACGGACUGAAGAUGCUGAAAGCACUACAAAGCAAGCACGUUGUCCGACUGCUUGGCUACUGUGAGGAGCAGUUCACACUCCUCACCGAGUACCAUCCUCUAGGCUCCCUGAGGGGUUUGAAUGAAACUCUGCGCAUCCCCAAGUAUAAGAGCAUGAACACUUGGCAUCGAAGGCUGAUGCUUGCUAUAGACUACGUGAGCAUAAUUCGCUACCUGCACAGCAGCCCUCUGGGCACCUUAGUGAUGUGCGAUUCAAACGACCUGGACAAGGUGCUCUCGCAGUAUCUUCUAACAAGUGACUUUCACAUCCUGGUGAACGAUUUGGAUGCUUUGCCUCUUGUGAACAGGAGCGCUGGCAAGCUGGUGAAGUGUGGUCAUCGGGAGCUCUGGGGCGAGUUUGUAGCUCCUGAGCAGCGUUGGCCCUAUGGAGAGGAUGUGCCAUUUGAUGAUGACCUUAUGCCCCCAUACGAUGAAAAAACAGACAUCUGGAAAAUCCCGGAUGUCUCCAAUUUCUUCUUGGGCCACGUUGAAGGCAGUGACAUUGUGCGACUGCACUUGUUUGAUAUCCACGCGUCAUGUAAGAAGAAGGACCCAGCUGAAAGACCUUCUGCCCAGGAGAUCUUAGACACCUACAAGAAAGUUUUAACUCUGUUGAUUCGGGAGGCAGCCAUGCCUGGUACUAGGGAAAUGUUAUAGCGAAUCAUGAGACAAACAGUGGACUGAAAUUGAUGUUCUUAUUCAUUUAGCUUUCCUGAAGGGCAAAAUCUCUGUCCCCUCAACUGAGAAGAUAAAAACAACUGACUUUGUACUUUUACCUUCUGAUUAAAAAUUAUCUACUCAGCACUGAGGCUGUGCGCCUUUCCCACUGGCAUGUUUAAUCUAUCACUGCAAGAAGAGGGAGAGAAAUUAAGUUUUGUGAACGGGGGAAAUUUCUCAAGAAAUAGAAUUUUUGUUUUGCAACAUUUACAUAAAAACUCCCUUUUCAAACACAAAACAUUUUUGCACAGAAAAAGAGGGGUUUUUUUUAGAAAAAGAAAUACUGUCCUGCUUAAACUAACUGGCAGAGGACUGGUGAGCAGAGACUAUGACAUGCCCUUAUCAAGCUCUGUGCUGAUUCCAGUGGCUUUGGCCUAUGUCUUAUCCACAAAGUCCUCACCCACUUCCCUAUGGAGUAAAAGCAGUGGUCACUCCAAAAUGAGUAUCUCAGUUCUGUUCAGGUUUUGGUGAGCCCUGAUGCCUCAUUCCCAACCACCGUGCCCAGCCUCCCUGCUGGAUGGGGAAUAGGCUGCUUUCGGAGCCAUUGCUCUGUGGUCCCCAUAUCCCACUGAACAAGCAUGUUGCUAUUCUGUAGGCAAGCAAAUGAUACGGAGACGGCUUAAAUAUGCAUGGUCUUGGUUUUCAAACAUUUGCCCCUAUAGCAUUCUCAGCAAGGUUCUUUGGAGAUGAGGGUCCAGGAGUCCUCUUGCUCUUUUUUAAUCCAUAGAAAGUGUGAGCGCUUCAGAGGAGAGCUAAAGUGUAUCUUUUAUUUGUAUUCAUCCUAUCCCGUUUGCACUCACUUUUGUGUUCUCCGAAUGUCAUGGACUGAUGGAAGGAGGAAGAACAGGGAAUGGGAAGAGAAUGUGACUUCCUUCCACAGCAAAUUGUGUGUUGGAGAAUAAAAGCCUUACAUUCAGAGUAAACAACUCUGUCAGGCCUGAAUUCAAAAUGUAUUCAUCAGGAAAAAAAAAAAGGCUGUUUCUUUGUUCCAUGAGUUUAGGAGAAAGCUCUUGGUACCAAUAUGGAUGUUACAGCCUGUAACAACAGGUACCAACCGCUGGAGAAAGAGAAUCACGAUGCCUCAACUCUGCAGUAGGCCCUGUUUGAUGAGACUGGGAUUUAGUUGUUCUCUUGGUGGAAAAAAGAAUAGGAAUACUGUGAAUGAGAUGUGGACUCUACCGUUAGUAGAGGACUUUCCGUACCUUCGACUAGUUCUCUGGAAGGCCUAAGGGCCUGAAACAGCUUUCAUGUUGUCUUUACUUGAGAGGCGAGUUGCAGGCAGAGAAGUAAGCCGUCCUUUCUGCUGAAGAGUUUGUUUCUGUUCCUUGCCACACUGGUAGCCCUCUUCAUCUAAACAAUCUAUGUUAUAACUGACCUGAGAAAACGGGUUUUUUACUUGUGUUCAACUGCAUGUGUUCUUUUGCUAUCAAAAUUUUAUUGUAAAUGAGAAGACUGCCCUGCAAAUGACAAAAUUCCUAUCUGAUUUCUUACAAUGCCAGUAGGAGUUCUUUCAAAGCUGGUCAUUAUGGUUUUCCAUUCCCAGUGGCAGUCUAUUUUCUUAAUUUAUCUGAUCUUGCCAUUUUCCAGCUGUGGAGUUCUAGCCAGCAGACCUCCUCCUGGCAGCUUUCCUGUUCGUAUUGUCAGAAAUCAAAGCUCUAAAACAGAGCAGUGACUUUGGAUACUUCAUGUGUGUGUUUUGGACUUCAGUUCAAAACACCUUCAAGAAAGGUGUGUAAAAAAAAAAAUGCCGUCUCUGCUGUAAUUGUGUAAUUCAUCCCAUGAGUUAUUAAUAGGGUUAUCCAGAGUUUUACAGUUCCAGCAUGAAGCUAGGAUGUGCAAGGGUUGGAAAAGCGUCCUGUUGUGGCUCUUGAAAGCCAGGGGUCAAGCUCUGAAUGGACAAGAGGCGGAUCCUUUGCUUAUCCCCACAGCAGCAUUUGUUACUUUUUGUUAGCCCUUACGUGUACUCGGAAGGAAAAUCAGCAUGUGAUGCCUGCAAAGUAAACAUACCAUUUGUCUUUUAUGGCAGUAGCAAGGACAGUCGAGAAGAACCUGCCAAGGUUCUCAUGCUGGUCUCUCGCUGCUUGGAUUCUUCUCUGCUGUGUGCUACUGCACCUUGAAAGCAACCAUAUGAAUUUCAAAGAGUGAAAAAUAAAUGGGGACAAAUUCUGGUUCUGAAUCUUGUCUUGGAGAUGCCUCUGUUCCUGGGUGAAACACAAAUUUUAAAAAAAUGGCGUCUCCCUAACAUUCUGCCUUAACAUUGCGUCCUUCACAUGCCUCUUCCCUGUUCCCUCCUACUCAGCUUCUGUGUUGUCCAAUCUGUAUUUCAGAAUAAAUUACAUUUCUUCUGAACACAGCAUUAAUGGAGCUUUAAGGUGUCUCUUUGGGGAAUGUUGUUUCUGUCUACGAGGGAACACUAGAUGGCAGCAUGAAGGCCAGUUUAGCUUUAGUUAAUAGCCGCUGCAGUCUCUCAUGCUCAAACGUAGCCAGGAUCUGGCCUUGGAGCCUGUGCUUUUCUAACAAAUUUCAAUAUACCCCUAAAAGAUGGCAUGGUGUUUGCAUUAGCAAGUCUGUAGUAACAAGGCAGAUGUAAGAGCUCUCAGAAGAGCCACCAUGACAAAUGAAAGUGCCACCUCCUCUACAUCUUGCUUGUUUUACUUGCAUUUGUUACCAUCCCUUUUGAUGUCAGCCUGGUCCAAGCUCAGCCAAGGCCGAGUGUCACCUCCUCCCAGCCUUUCAGUAAAAUCAGAGCAGUUUGCACGCUCUCCCUCUUUCUGUUCUUCUCAAUUAACCCCUUCCACAAUCUCAAGAUAGUAUGAACCCUGUCCUUCCUUCAUUUCCAGCUUUUCUUCCCUUACUGGAACCUAGCUGAGGCUUUAUGGAAAGGGAAGAGGCGGUCAGUCCUAUCUGCAUUUGUUUCCCUUCUUUCUAAUUCAAUCUGCUGUCUAUUCUGGUUUUCACCAUCAAUGACAGACAUGGUAAACAUUGAAGGGGGUUUUCUGCCUCUCUACAGGCAGUAUUUUUUAUCUGAUGGAAAACAUCAAAGGAUGAGGAGCAGGAACAGGCCUGCUUCACAGUGAAAAACCUGCAAGCUCCUCUCUUCUCAUCCACACUCUGGCUGGCCUGAGGACAGUGCACAUGACUACUCCUGCCAUGACUACUGCCACAGCUCUGCUCUAUUCAACAACACUGCUGGCUCUCAUCCCAAGCUCAAAUCAAGGCACCUACAUUCCUUGCCCUUUCCCACAAAACAUGCUUCUCCUGAACACCUGCCAGCCUUCCUAUUGUAUCCCUGCUCCUCCACCCCAGAAGUCCUGCCGAAGUAGCUGGUCGCACAGAUGCAGGCUCCAGAAGGAGCAAGAUUGCUGCUAGUGCACUUCUCUUGCAGAAGGCUUCUCCAAACCACCUCAGUGGUCAGUGUCAAGACAGUGUCAAGUGUUUACUGGUUUUGUUUGUUUUGAGCUAGAAGUUGGACUUGAUGAUCCUUAUGGGUUCCUUCCAACUCGGGAUAUUCUAUGAUUUAAUGUUUUUUUUUUUUUCCCCCAAACUACUAGGUGACUGAAGUUUGAUGGAGCGUGUUUCGAUUUUUAUGCCAUUGUUUUCAGACUGCAUCCUAAAAGCAGUCCUAUAAUCCCGAAUCCAGGUGAGCGGCCUUUACAGCAAUUCAUCUGUAUGUUUGACGUCCUUAGAUGUAAAACGUAUGGUGUGCAUAUAAAUAUCAGCUGCUAUGUAUGUCUGGAUAAAUGCUGAAGAAAUAAAGUGGGCACACUUGGUUUAAUUGAA